AACCUGCUUCGUUCGCAAAGCAAAGACAGACAGCAGCUCCCGAAGACACUCCUAAAGAUGGCUUUCAAUAUUGGUAACAUCCUCCUCAUUGCCGCCGUUGUGGGCGCCGUUGCCGGGGAAACCAUUCAGCUGCAGCCGACGCAGGGCAUCCUCAUCCCGGCACCGUUGGCGGAGAAUAUCCGUGUGUCGAGGGCCGCCUAUGGUGGUGGCUAUGGCGCCCCGGCGGCUGCUCCGUCGUACUCCGCACCCGCUGCUCCGUCGUACUCCGCACCCGCUGCUCCAUCGUACUCCGCACCCGCUGCUCCAUCGUACGCCGCACCCGCUGCUCCAUCGUACUCCGCACCCGCUGCUCCAUCGUACGCCGCACCCGCUGCUCCAUCGUACUCCGCACCCGCUGCACCCGCCGCCCCGUCGUAUGCUGCCCCCGCAGGCAUCCCAUCGCCGCCAUGCCCCAAGAACUAUCUGUUCAGCUGCCAGCCCUCCCUGCAGCCCGUCCCCUGCUCGGCCCCAGCUCCAUCGUAUGGCUCCGCUGGCGCCUACUCGCAGUAUGUGCCACAAUAUGCGGUGCCUUACGUCAGGGAAUUCUUGUAAGGACUCCCCCACGAAAAAUAACAUCCUGAACCCAUCUCUGAAUAAAGUGAAACGUUUAUAAGAAC
This is a messenger RNA of Drosophila persimilis, 656 nucleotides long. It is a transcript of the gene Vm26Ab, whose product is annotated as vitelline membrane protein Vm26Ab. Bases 58 to 591 code for a protein of 177 amino acids. NCBI's taxonomy places the organism in Eukaryota, Metazoa, Arthropoda, Insecta, Diptera, Drosophilidae. The transcript has a single exon. The record is from RefSeq and is a predicted model, not a curated record.